Molecule: messenger RNA, 633 nt
Organism: Peronospora matthiolae
Lineage: Eukaryota; Oomycota; Peronosporomycetes; Peronosporales; Peronosporaceae
Source: the annotation of a GenBank genome assembly
AUGCGUGCAGCCGGAGAGAGUACUUCUCACACCUCAGCAGCAGGUGAUACAUCGCCUGUGGCUGUGAACAGUCUACGUGGUGAGUCACCACGUGCGACAGGUACGUCCGUUGCGUCUGCAGCGGGUACCACGAAUCGUAAACAAGACGAGUCUGAGAUAGAGCUCAUCUAUUCUGGCAAGUCGGAUGAUGUAUACGACUCAAAGGCGACACCUCACGCCUCCGGAUCACCCGGGGCGGACACUGCAAGAGCCAGGUUGACAGGCUCUGGUCAACGUGGCGGCAUCAUGCUCGAGGUCUUCGGAUCGAGUGGUUAUUCCGACGAAUCCUCGCCUCACGCGAGUCCAUCCAACGUUUGGACGCGUGGGAAUGGUGGUGGUGCACCUAUCCAUCACCACGAGCGAAGUAACUCGAGGGAUCGGGGUAUCACUGGUGCCAGUGCUCGUGCUGGCACCAAUCAAGAGGCUUGGGACCGAAAUGUCCUGCGCCACGCUCCCCAAGUAGAGUCUCCGUGGAUGCCGUCAUCCAAAGAGUUAGAUCGAGUGGCCGGCAUGACUAAUGAUCGAGAUCGAAUCCCGUUAUUCAUUGUAGGAAGAUUUGCCCACCUGAUUCCAGCACGGAACUAUUCGUGCUGA